CAAUUCAACUUAUUCGUAACAAUUCAAAUGAAUUAUCGAUUAUUGUCCACAGCCCUUUUGAGUCAGGCGUGGAAACCUGUCCGCCAAAAGUUUCUAUUUUCUUCAGUAAAUACAGGACUUUCUCAACUUUCCAGUUUAAAGUCAAACCUUGCAACUAUGGUUGUCAAUACUAAAGAACUAGAAACUCAGGUCAGGGACCGACUCGUACAGCUUUACAAACAGACUCCUUGUAUGCCUAUCAUGGUAAGAAUUGCUUGGCAUGAUGCCGGAACAUAUGAUGUGAAUACCAACACUGGUGGAGUUAACGGAUCUGUUCGCUUUGACGUUGAACAAAAGCAUAAAGCAAACGCUGGCCUCAAAGUCGCCUUGGACUUACUUGCUCCCAUAAAGAAAGAUUUUCCCGAUAUUGGCUAUGCGGAUUUGUUCCAACUAGCAAGUGUUGUCGCCAUUGAGUAUGCAGGAGGUCCAAAGAUACCUUUCCGAAUGGGUAGAAGGGACGCAGAGGGUCCAGAAAAGUGUCCUGAGGAAGGAAGACUUCCAGACGCUGAACACAAACUACCUCAGCUUCGAAAGGUGUUCUAUCGUAUGGGUUUGAACGACAAAGAAUUGACUGUCCUUAGCGGAGGGCACACCCUUGGUCGAGCUCAUAAGGACCGUUCAGGUUUCGAGGGUCCUUGGACGAAAACCCCCUUAGUGUUCGACAACUCUUAUUUUGUGGAGAUUUUGAAAGAGAAACCCGAUCCCCAGUUGUUGAGGCUUGCUUCUGACUUGGCGUUGUUGGAUGACCCCCAAACUAGGAAGCUUGUGGAAGAAUAUGCUUCUAACAAAGACCUGUUCUUUGAAGAUUAUGCACAGGCACACAAGAAACUUAGUGAAUUAGGAGCAGUAUGGGUCCAAUAAGAGUUGUUUGUUGUCGUUGUUAAAAUAAAAAAAGUCGUUUUCCUUUUCGAAAGAAUGUUUGACAAGAAAGAGAGAUGGAGAGAAAUUACAUGACCAUUUUCUCGUAGUUAUUGUUUUUCUCUUGAGUGAAGAAAACAACUUUUUCGUCA
Molecule: messenger RNA, 1049 nt
Organism: Galdieria sulphuraria
Lineage: Eukaryota; Rhodophyta; Bangiophyceae; Galdieriales; Galdieriaceae
Product: L-ascorbate peroxidase
Exons: 4
Coding region: 28-900 (290 amino acids)
Biological process (GO): response to reactive oxygen species; cellular response to oxidative stress; hydrogen peroxide catabolic process
Molecular function (GO): heme binding; peroxidase activity
Source: RefSeq, a predicted model, not a curated record